Messenger RNA from Trematomus bernacchii (emerald rockcod), 4224 nucleotides. RefSeq names its product fibrillin-1-like. Lineage: Eukaryota; Metazoa; Chordata; Actinopteri; Perciformes; Nototheniidae. The transcript is spliced from 4 exons. The coding region runs from base 1 to 4224 and encodes 1407 amino acids. The record is from RefSeq and is a predicted model, not a curated record. Gene Ontology annotation, molecular function: calcium ion binding.
AUGGGUGUUGCCACCCUGAAGGACUGCGAGGCAGCUGGCAGCAAGUGCCAUGCUGGGGCCGAUUGUCUGCAGGUCAGAAACAACUUCACCUGUGAGUGCCGCAUGGGCUACCAGGGCAAUGGUCUGCUGUGCAACGACAUUGAUGAGUGCCUCAGCGGUUUGCAUGGCUGUCACUCCAAGGCUCGCUGUAACAACAACCUUGGCAGCUACAGCUGUGUCUGUAUAAAUGGAUAUGUUGGAGAUGGCACUAACUGCCAGGACAUCAACGAGUGCCAGAAAGACAACGGGGGAUGCCAUGCCAGUGCCACCUGUAGUAAUUUGGAGGGUGGGAGACAGUGCCGGUGUAAAAAUGGCUUUAGGGGCGGCGGCUUUCAGUGUGAGGAUAUAAAUGAAUGCGCAAACUCACGGAUCUGCCAUUGGAACGCCUCAUGCACUAACAACCCUGGUUCUUAUGUUUGCACCUGUAAUGCUGGAUUUAAAGGAAAUGGAAACUACCUGUGUCUUGACAUAGAUGAAUGUUCAGAGACUCCUCGUGUGUGUUCUUCUUCACUUGGCUACAAAGGCUGUCAAAACCUGCUUGGCUCAUACCGCUGUUCUUGCAAGAGUGGCUUCCAAAGCAAUGGGAAGAGCUGUGUGGACAUCGACGAAUGCGCAAGCAACACCUGCAGUCUGUAUGCAGACUGUGUUAACACACUGGGGUCAUACCGCUGCACCUGCAAUAGUGGUUUUGACGGAAACGGACUGACCUGUGUAGACCUCAAUGAAUGCAAUGGAAUCAAUGAAUGCGACCCAAGUGCAACUUGUAUAAACAGGCUUGGGAGUUACGAGUGCUCCUGUUUGGGAGGUUUUUUAGGAGAUGGUCGUCUGUGUGAAGACAUUGAUGAGUGCGCAACACCAAACAUCUGCCCUUCUAUCACUAACUGCGUCAACACUGGGGGGUCAUAUUACUGCAACUGUGGUAGAGGAUAUACCUUCAAUAACUCCAAGUGCAAUGACAAGGAUGAGUGUUUGGAGGACCCCUGCAGCCCUUAUGCAAACUGCACAAAUUCACCUGGCUCUUACUCUUGUCAGUGUGCAGCAGGAUACAGGGGGGAUGGCUUCACUUGUGUGGAUGUGGAUGAGUGCUCACUGGCUAAGCAGUGCCACUCCAAUGCCCUUUGCAGGAAUGUCCCUGGCUCCUACAACUGCACCUGUCAGGUGGGUUAUUCUGGAGAGGGGGUGAUCCAGUGCAUAGACGUAAACGAGUGUCUGCUGGACAAUGGAGGUUGCCGGAACAAGGCUUCAUGCGUCAACAACCAGGGUUCCUUUUAUUGCCUGUGCCAACCAGGAUACAUCUUGGUCAACCGGACUCUUUGUCAGGAUAUAAAUGAGUGUGAACCAAACAAUCCAUGUGGAGUGAAUGAAAAGUGCAAGAACAUUGAUGGGUCAUACAAGUGCCCUUGCCAGGUCGGAUACUACCGCCCGGCCAGCAACAUGGACUGCGUUGAUAUGGACGAGUGUAAAGAUAACUCGUGCCAUGUUAACGCAACCUGCCUCAACACCAUUGGGUCCUUCACUUGCACCUGUAAGCGAGGUUUUGCAGGAAAUGGCACCCAGUGUGAGGAUAUAAAUGAGUGUUCUGUGGAAAGUACAUGCCACACACGUGCAAUAUGCAACAAUGUCAUGGGGGACUUCUUUUGCUCCUGUCAGCUGGGUUUCAAAGGUGAUGGCUUUUCAUGUGAAGAUGUGGACGAGUGCAUCCUCUCUGAUCCUCUUUGCCCAGAUUUCUCAAAGUGUAUAAACUCCCCUGGUGCUCAUGUAUGUUCAUGUUUGAAUGGAACAUUGGCCUCCAAUGGCACCUGCGUGAUACCCAGUCCUUUGUGUGACCCUGUCUGCCACAGUCGUGGACUGUGCCACCAAUCACCUUCUGGAUACCAGUGUGUGUGUGACGUUGGUUACGUGGGCGACGGGCUGGCUUGCUCUGACAUAGAUGAGUGUGAGAGGGAAAACAUUUGCCCUCAAGAUGAAACGGAGUGUAUGAAUACCCCAGGAUUGUAUUCAUGUGUCUGCAAAGAAGGCUACACUCUCAACGGAACACAGUGUGACGAUGUAAACGAGUGUGAGUCAGGACAGCAAGAGUGCAGUGAGUUUGCCCAGUGUGUCAACACAAUUGGCAACUAUUCCUGCUUCUGUCUCAGCGGUUUCUCGGGUGACGGGAAGAACUGCUCUGACAUUGAUGAGUGCCAAGUCCAAAACGGAAGAUGCGAUCCAGUUGCCAGCUGCACUAACACUCCUGGAUCUUUCUACUGUGCCUGCCCACCUGGCACGAUGGGCAAUGGCUCCGACUGCCAGGAUGUGGAUGAAUGUGAGCAGAACUCGACCCUGACACACAACUGCAGCUCCCAUGCAUUGUGCCAAAACACAAACGGGUCCUACACCUGCCAGUGCCAGGAUGGAUACCAGGGUGACGGCUUUGUUUGUGAGGAUGUUGAUGAAUGUCAGUUGGCCACAACCUGUAGCAGCAACAUGACAUGCAGCAACACACCUGGUUCCUACACAUGUUCAUGUAUCUUGGGCCUGGUGUAUGAUGAUGGCACAUGUGUGAGUGAAGACACCUGCCUGAAUGCUAGUAGCGUCUGUCACCCACUUGCCAAGUGCUACCCACACAAGGGUUCCUUCUACUGCCAUUGCGAAAAUGGCUAUGAGGGAAGUGGUAUCGGAUGCUAUGAUGUUGAUGAAUGCAACACAUCGCAAGAUCAAGUCUGCCCUGCCUUCUCCUACUGCUUUAACACAAAUGGCUCCUACAUAUGUGACUGCUGGGAAGGGUUUCUGAACAAUGGGACACAUUGUCAGGACAUGGAUGAAUGUUUGACCGGUAACUUCUCCUGCCCUGACAACAGCACCUGUACUAACAUAGACGGGAGCUAUGAAUGUACCUGCGACCCUGGCUUCGUAGGCAACAGCUCCCUGUGUUUAGACGUAGAUGAGUGUUCCAUUGGCUUCAUCCAGUGCCCUGAAUUCUCAAACUGUCUAAACACAGUUGGAUCUUUCGUCUGUGACUGCUGGGAAGGUUACAAAGGAAACAACACUGACUGCGAGGAUAUUGAUGAAUGCCAAGACAACUCUACCUGCCCUGAGCAUAGCACAUGCAUUAAUGUCAACGGAAGCCAUCUGUGUAGUUGUGACUUUGGAUUUUCCAGCGUGGAUGAUUUGUGUGUGGACAUCGACGAAUGCAGUGACAUGGAGUUGGGUGAGCUUUGCACCAAUGGCACGUGCAAGAAUGCUAUCGGUUCAUUUUACUGUGAAUGCUUCAAAGGAUUUUUGAGUAAUGGGACAGAGUGCAUGGAUGUAGAUGAAUGCUCAGAUUUCCUCAACCCAUCAGUGUGUCAGCAUCAUUCAACAUGCAUCAACAUCCCUGGGUCUUACCGUUGCCCCUGUAAUGAGGGGUUUAUUCUGAAUGGUACAGAGUGUGAGGAUGUGGAUGAGUGUAACGACCCAGAUGGCACCCCUUGCCCUGAGUACGCAAUAUGCAACAACACAGCAGGGUCCUUCUUCUGCCUGUGUUCCCCUGGGUACAAACCCAGUAGCACAGGCUGUGAGGAUAUCGACGAGUGCAUGGACAACACCACUUGCCGCUUCGACCAGGUGUGCGCCAACCUGCCUGGAGGGUACAACUGCUCAUGUCCAUUGGGGUACCAUGAGGAGCAGCAGGCAUGUGUCGACACCAAUGAGUGUGAGGAUUCACCGUGCCAUUCCUCUGCGCGGUGCUGGAACACACUUGGUUCCUUUUCAUGCCACUGUCCUUUAGGCUCCACUGGAAAUGGCUCCUGGUGCAAAGACGUAGAUGAGUGUGUCGCCCUGACUAUACCGUGCCACUCUUCUGCAAGGUGUCACAACAGCCCAGGGUCCUUCGUAUGUGUGUGUAUGCCCGGCUUUGUGAGUAUCGGACCACUGUGUGUAGACUUUGAUGAGUGCCAACAGGCCAAUGGGCAGUGUCACCCAGCUGCCACCUGCUCCAACUAUGCAGGAGGCUUUAAGUGCUCUUGCAGUCAGGGCUGGAAUGCUACCAAAGACAACGGUCAUGGAAAAGGAGGAUGUGUGGACUUUGAUGAGUGUGUUUUACCCACGGCCUGUCCUGGGCAGACAUCCUGCACCAACCUGCCAGGGUCUUUCAACUGUUCAUGUCCCAAAAACAGCGCAUUGUGCAGAAUGAUGACUCGGGAGGGUUGGUUUUGCCUUUGUUAA